Amphiprion ocellaris (clown anemonefish) is the source of this 8673-nucleotide messenger RNA. RefSeq names its product inner mitochondrial membrane peptidase subunit 1 (gene immp1l). Gene Ontology annotation, cellular component: mitochondrial inner membrane peptidase complex; membrane. The transcript has 6 exons. The record is from RefSeq and is a predicted model, not a curated record. Gene Ontology annotation, molecular function: serine-type endopeptidase activity. NCBI's taxonomy places the organism in Eukaryota, Metazoa, Chordata, Actinopteri, Pomacentridae. The coding region runs from base 7 to 519 and encodes 170 amino acids.
GUGGAGAUGUUCAGGCGAGUGCUGGGAAAGACUUUGGGCUUUGUGGGUUACACAAUCCAGUAUGGCUGCAUUGCACACUGUGCCUUCGAAUACAUUGGAGAAUUUGUAGUGUGUUCAGGUCCAUCCAUGGAGCCAACCAUCAUCAACCAUGAUGUCGUUUUCUCUGAACGGAUGAGUCGUCAUCUUUGUAAAAUACAAAAGGGUGAUAUAGUAAUUGCAAAGAGUCCCUAUGACCCGAAUAUGAACAUUUGUAAAAGGGUAAUUGGACUGGAGGGUGACAAGGUCUGCACAAGUUCCCCUUCAGAUCUGUUCAAGACCCACACAUAUGUUCCAAAAGGCCACGUAUGGCUAGAAGGUGAUAACCUUAGGAAUUCCACUGACUCAAGGAGCUACGGUCCAAUUCCCUAUGCCCUCAUCCGAGGUCGUGUUUGCUUAAAGCUCUGGCCACCACAUAGUUUUGGGACCCUGAGUGAAAGCCCAACCAAGCGGAUCAUUAAAACUCAGAGUGACUCAGAUUGACUCAUCCACUUUGUUUACACUCCAGUGGAGAUUGUCUGAAAAUAUUCCACAACUUUCAAUACCAGGUAUGAAACUCAAUCUCAAAUUGUUAUUAACUCAGCGCAGGGUACUCAUAUUUGCCCUAUCUUCUGUAUUUCCUAAAACUGUCACACAAACAAAAUAAAAGAGUUAAGAAAGAGGAAAAUGAGAAAUAACUGGAGGGGCAGAAGGAACAAAAGGGAACUGGAGUGGAGAAGAGUUGAAUAUGAGGCAGAGACUGCAAGACAGGCAGUAUCUGUUUGCUUGAUUCCUUAGUUCGUUUCAGGUUAAUUGAAUUCUUUAAAAGUGCAAAGACACGUGAAAGAGGAGAGCAGGAGAUAUGGGUAAAGAAAGGAAGAGAGCUGCCCGUCACUGGUAAUGGCAUGGUUUGUUUGUUUUCAUAUCCAUGGUAGAGAACGUGACCCAAAAGUAAAGUUGGGUCAGAUGCUGCAGCAUUACUCCGACAGCCAAAUGUCUCUCUUAGUGCUGCCUGUAGGCAAAAAUAUCUCCAUUCUAAAGAUAUACCACUAGCAGGAGCUUACUCACAAAAACCUAUACAGCCUUCAUCCCACUAAACUUUUGCUUGUUUGAUACUUAAACUAAGUUGAAGUCGCAUCAAUCACGCCGCUGCAUGAACUCAAUCAUGCUGCAGUUUUCCUCCUACUCUCUUUGCAUAUAUCUGCUCUGUUGAUAUAUUCUGUUUUCACUGUUUUCACUUUUUUCCCCCAUCCGCUCAUGUUGCCGUUAGCUGAUAAGGGAAUUGCUCCUUUCAUUGACGGAUCCUUUCAUUCUCUCUUUUAAUCAAGCCUGUUAGUACUUCUUAAUUAAGACAUCACAGUUGCGUUUGAUCACUCUUGCUCUUCUGUGUUUGUGUGUAAAAGGGAUGCAGAGAGAGAGAGUUGAGAGGAGGAGAAAGACAGUGGGUAUCCUCCACCAGUCUCUAUUCUGUGUGUGAAGAUGACUGCACAGCUUCAAUUGGGGCAGAUACACCUCCUCCAGCUCUGUUCUGCCAGCCCUUGAGGCUUGUGGUGUGUACAUCUCCCAAGCCAACAGGCGUCAACCUCCAGAGAUCCAUACUAGACAGAUGGUAUUGGAGGCUGGGUAGGAUGGCUAUCGAGCUCCCUACUGUCAGUUUGUUGUGAUGAUCACACACACCAGGCUGUCAAUACUCACAGUCCACUAAUCAAAGAGUAACUGAAAAACACAAAGACUAUUUAAAAGGCAAAACAUAACUUUUUGCUGGUUUUCAUUAAAGAAGUGAAACUAUCAGCUUCUUAAAGGAGCACUUGGGUAUUUUUUGCUUGUGUGGAUAAAGCAGCAGGACAGUGAAGCUAAAGGUUUGACAGUAACAUUAGCCUCCCUUUGGCCUUGGUGUUUUUUCCCCCUAAAGGCAGUCGACACUAUGAGUGCUUCUUCCUGCUAAUGGAGCGGGUGGGUGGGAUUAUGUGUGUGUGCGAGCUGUGAGGCCUCUGCUGUACAUACAGUACACUCACUGAGGAUCCAGAUAGAAAGCUAUGGGACCUCUAUCCUUGGGCAAGGAGUGAUGCAGGAAGGGGGGAGGGCAGGGUGACAGAAGCCUGAGUCGGACGGCCCUGACCUACAUCCCUUGUUGCUUAAUAGAGGGAUGGAGAGGGUAAUUGGAAGAUGCACAUUUGCUGUUGUGGAUAGUGUUUUCUGUCCAAAACUAGAAAGGUGUUUAUUCUGUUUGUCAACCAGAGUUGAUAAGACAAGCUUUGACUGAAGAUCACAAUGAUUUUUUGCUAUUAUUGUCUUUAAAAAAAACAUGCAUCUAAUGGCUGCAUUACAGAUGCAAACUAAAGUAUGUGAAUCUGUCUUUAACUCUGAUGGUCAGUCAAUUAAUCAGUGAGUUGAUGUGUGCUUGUGAGUCAAAAUAAGGUACACCGUGCAUGUGUGUGUUUGUGUGUAUGUGGUCCCCCUGGCAUGUCCUGGAUCCCGUAGCAGGAUAUGCAGCCCUUUCUGCCUGGUUUACUGAUGGGGGCUGUUCGGCUUCCAGACAAUUUAGCAAAGGAAACUCUGUGCAACAAACAUAAACAGACAGAGACUGAUCCAGGCAAUAACGGGGAGAGCACACACACAAAAGAAACACACAAACACACACAGAAGUGACACAUGUGUGCACACAUGGGGUGCUGUAUAAAAAAGCUCAGAUGUGAUUCCGGAUAGCUACUUCUCAACUUUCUGUGCUGUCGCCUCUUCAAACCGAGAAGCAAAACUCCUUGACAUACUACCCGAGCCCUGUCUUGUAUUUUCUCACUGCUUCCCCAUUUUCUGUCUACAAGCUGAAGAUUCUCCUUCUCCGGAUUAGAGCUCGCAGCCUUUCUUUCUCUCAACAAGCAGUGCAUUUGCCCCUAAGGUAGAGGAGGAUGGGGCAAAGAAAGAGAGGAGAGAAAGAAAGGGAGAAAAAAAGAGAGAGAGGGUCGGGAUGGAAAACAACUUAGAUCCUUAGAGCGGGGCAUGGGCCCGAGUGGUGAUGGAGAGCUGGCAUGGGGAAGCAGAGCAUUGCGUGCGUGUGUGUUUGUGUUCCUCUUCGGUCACUGUAGUUCAAAAGCUGAACUGUGUCCAAGCCUUGGUAAUGAUGCAGCCGGCCACAACAGACUACAAUAACCAACAGUCUAUUGCUGGCCAAUUACUGUCUGCCACAAUUAUAUUUCCAAUUCAGAGGUAACAAGGGAAAGUGGCCCAACUCAACUAAUCAUUUCGAGCAAUUACUUUUAAAACUAAUUAGAAUGUCAGGUUUGGCUGUGCGUGCCUAAGCUUGGGGGAGGUUUUUGUUUGUGUUUUUGUUGCUGUUUUCACUUUGUCAAAUGGGUGGACUUGAAAGGAGAGAGCAGGAGGAGGGGGCAAUAUCAGCAACAGCGCAAGCCAAACAUCAACCACGGCCAUGGAUUGAGAGACUUGGUCAUUAUGGGAGUUUUGUGAGUUCGGGGAAUCCGUUGUGUAAGAGAAAAUGCGGUGUUCGUUCCGUUGAUGCCAGGCACUUUUGGUAGACUGGUAAAAUGAGUUCUUGGUGAUGUCAGCUGAAAUGCUGUGAGAGAGCGAACAGACCACAGAUCUGUGGAGCCUCUGACCUGAAGAGAGGGAGAGGGGAAGGGAACAUAAAAAAGACUUUUCUUGAAUUCACCAGAAGCUGAAUGAAAAGGGGAAUUCUGAGGAGUAGCACUGCAACAAUCAUGUGUGUAGAGAAGAUAAAAAAAGCAUACAUUUCUGAUAUAGACAGAGCAAUAAUAUAGUAUUAUUGCUGAUUGAUGGAUUACAUAAACUGGAAAGAUUUUGCUUCAAACAUGAGCAAACUAGUUUGUUUGAUUUCAUGCACUUAUUUAUACUUGCUUAUACAACAUUGUGAUUAAUAAACACUGCGGUUAAUGUAUGUAUUUGUUCAAACAGAUAUUGUGGCAUUGAUUUAAACUACAUUAACACUAUGGAAUAAACCAAAAACACAAUUUCAUCAAAUGCAUCCAUUUAAAUGUGCAAUAUCAAUAUUUUCCAAGAAAUAGAAUAUCCUUUGUGCAAUACUGUAAAUUUCCAUAUUGAGUGUUUGCAAUAUCUGAAUUACAGAGGAGUCAGUACAACAUCAACCAUACUUAUGAAGAUUAUUUUGGUUUUUCGACUGAUGUCACCAUUUCUUGCACUAUUCCCUUUGCUGCUGUAACACUGCACAUUAUCCUGCUGUGGGAUUAAUACAGGCUUAUCUUAUCUUAAACCCUGAGAUUCAAGAGUUACAUCUAAAGUUUAUUGAAAAUAAAAAUGAUAUUUUGAACUCAAGAAAACUGUGACUCAGGUUCUGUUUAAUAUGCAGCAGGUGUGUUGAUAAACGGUGUUUUAGGAAAUUGUGCGAUCAAAUCAAGCAUCUCAUGCCAUGAAGUGAAUGAUUUAAGAAACUAAGAGAUGUAAUGGACAUGCUCCAACCAAGUGAAGCAGUCUGAAGGAGAAUUAUAUGAUAGCAUACCAGUGUAUGUGGGUGCAUUUAGUGUGUGCGUGUGCAUGUGUGUGUGUGUGUGUGUGUGUGUGUGGGUGUGUGUGUGCAUCAAAGUUUCCAAUCGGAAAAUCUGCAAGAUGGGCUGUGUUAUAUAUUUUAUGAGUCUUGGGGUUUCUUUUUAUACCAUACCAUUCUUAGACACGCAAAUACCUGAUAUACAUACAGCUGGUUAAGACACCCACUUACACACGCGGUGACUUGUAAAUGUAAAAAGCUUGCUUUUAAAGAAGUGGAUGGUCCACCUUAGUGAAACUGAUUCAUCCAGUAAUGCACAUGGGGUCAUGACAACUCACGCAAGUGUAGUGACACGUUAUUUAAUGUAAAUAACUCCUGCGUUAACAGUGACCUUAUUUCAUGGAAUUGAUUUAGUGUAAUAACUUAUAUUCCAUCCUAACAACUGCUAAAAAUAAUGUACAUAAUUGAUACAAAGGUUAUGGUAUUAGUGGUUUCAGGCAAUGACGACAGAGACCUCGUAAACAAGAAGAAGUUGAUAUUUUCUUUUCUUUUAUUAUAGUGCAUAUGUAGUAUUUUAUAAUACACAUAACCUUCCUGGUGAUUGUGCCAUCUGUCACUGAAGGUUGUGUUAAUUAUUCUUGUCUGUCCCUUGUGUUAAUAUUUUUAUGUCCAUCAUAGCAAAUGUGUAAUACAAUUUAAAAAAAAAAAAAAUCCUAGAAAUUUGCAUUAUUCAGUGUUGGCUUUGGGUCAUGAGUGUCCAGAUACACACACACACACACACACACACACACACACACACACACACACACACACACACACACACACACACACACACACACACACGCACACACACACACACGUACAGUACACAAACAAACAAACAAGAACACACUAAAAUGCCCCUAGUAGUUGUCAUAACAGACCACCCCUGAUGGAGUGAUGUCUCAUUAAUAGACGGCUUGCAGCAACAGAAUGGCGUUACCUCUCCCACUUUUUCAGGGCCAUGGUGACAGUUCUGAUUUUAUCAACAAGCCCAUUGGAUAUGAAACAAGUCAGGAGGUUUCUGUAAGGUAUAAUUACAUUUUAGAGAGGGUGCACUUGAAGGUAUGGCAGUAUAAGAAAUUGUCAUCGGCCAACGGAAUUAAAGCCUUUAUGCUCUUAUGUAAAGAAAACAACCAUUUCCCCCUGUUAUGCACUGCAAGUGGAUGUUUAAGCAGUUUAGCCAGAGUAUUCCCAAUAUGAGGCUUAAAGCGAUGUUGAAGAAAACAUACUUCAGUUGUGAGUUCUUGGAUGGAUGUGGACAUUUGGUAAAUGCUGAAUUUCCACAAAUGCACAUAAUUAUAUCCAGUUGCUGCCUCUGCAGUAUUCUAGCUUCUGUACUAUGACCUGUAGAAAUGAAACAUCAAAUACUGUACAUACACAAAUAUUCCAACAGUCUAACUGAUUCUUUUUUAAGUUGAUAAAUCUAAGUCAUUUAAUGCAUUUACUUAAAAUUUAUAUGAACAUCAGAAAAGUUAAUACCUAAGUAAAUACUUUGAGGUAAUUCUUAUUUAUACACAGAUUUGUGAAUGGAACUCAAAUGCACUUCCACUGAAAUGCCUCUUGUUUUUACACAGUUCAGCCAAUUUAUAUUGGGCUAUUUAUUGUUCCACAAAAGGACAGUUUGUAGCAACACAUCAUUAAAAAAAAAUCUUUAACACGAUUAACAAAAAACAUAAUUGGAAACAUUAAAGGAGCUGCUACUACUGUGUGAAUGCAAUACAUUAUACAAUGAAAGGUCUGUGUGAUGAAAAAAAUACUAAACCAUGAAAUAAAUGGCUGAAGCUGUCAAUGGGCAGUUCAUAUUUGGGAGUGAUCAAUGCACAUAUAGAAACCUUUUGCAAAUAUUUGCCCUUUGUGUUUGCUACCUAAUUGGAAAAUUGCAGUUGGGAAUUUGUAUUUCUAAUGUGAAUGGAGAAAUACAUAAAUACAUUGCAUUUAACGUAGGGCAUUAUCUGAUUUUCUGUUGUCUACUAGAGUCUUCAUGUGGACAUUUUUCAUCAAUUUAUUGUUUAGAAUAUUAGUCACAGAGGUGUUUGUUCUUUCUUCUGUGCAGCUUUUUUUUCAAGCAGUGAUGGAUGAAUGAUUUAGACUCAAAGUUACAAAUUAAACAAAUUGAGAGGGGGAAUGCACUUUAUUCUCAUAACAAUUUGUUUCAUGUGAUUGCACAGUCAUGUAAUUAUCAUUGUGGUAAUUACUAAUUAGGUAAAAAGGGAUCCGCAAUUGUUAUUAUUUCUUAUCUAUUGCUCUGGGGGCAGAGAUGGAAAAAUAGUUGGAGAGAACAUUCCAAUGUUUAUUUACUACUUUUGUGCUGCUUGUUGUCCUUGCUGAUCCGCAAUUAGCUGACCCAUUAAAAUGCCUUACUAUUCACAAUUACACAUCUGUAAUUGAUGUUUUUCUCCGGUUCCCUUGACCAGUCCUUGUCCGAACAUCAUGCCCAUUAUGUUCACUGUUAGGAUCUACAGGCUGCGGAUUUUGUCCAGAAUUUUCCUUCGGUGGGCAAACUGUGACGGGGGAGAAAUCGAGAUGGAAGAAAGAGAGACACGUAGAGAGGAGGGGCAGCAGCAACCAAAAGUGGGAAAAGAGGAGAGGUACUUUGAUUGACAGUUGUCUGGCCUGGUGCCUGCUGAGGUUGUUCCCCCCGCCGACUGCUAUUAUCAGCUGAAGGACUUCCCCAUCGCCUUGGCAGCAACUGUGUCACCCCUCUCCCCUGGAGGAUGCUAUCCCAUUUGGGAGGAGAUGAAUAGGGGUCCCCUCACCCUGUAUGAGGUCUCUGUGGACAGAAUCUUUACAGAGGGAGCGCAGUGGAGUAAACAGACUUUAUGUCAACACCAGCAUCUCUGACAAAAAAAAAAAAAAAAAAAAAACAAAAACGUGCUUCUUGUAUUACUUGAGUUUCAAACUGGUCCAUUUGGGGAUCUUGUGUGUGAUAUGACUGUUGUGAAAGAAUGAUCCAUCUAAAUAACUGUCCUCCACUUUUGAAAUAUUUUCAGAUUGAUUCUGAUUUAAACAACACAUCUAAAUAUGACACGUGAGUUUUUGACUUGGAUUUAUUGAUUUUCCACCUGUGGAUCUACAGCAGUGCUAUUUUUAGCUGUUGUUCAGAAACAGGAAUUGCAGAUAAGAUAAGAUAAGAUAAAGAUAAAGUUCUUUAUUUCUCCCCACUCCAGGGGAAAUUUACAUUGUUACAGCAGUUUUAUUUACAAUAUAUACAAGGGUGGCAAAAUUUUUAACAGAAAAAAUAAAAAUAAAAAUAAAGUUUAAAAGUGCAAAGAUGUGCAGUGCAAGAAUGUCUGUGCAAAUUUUAUGGUUUGGGGUGGUAAUGAUAUAGUCCAGUUUAUGUUAACAUCAGCCAGUGAUGCUGAUGUUGUAAAGUCUUAUAGCAGAUGGGAUGAAGGACCAGCACUUGUCUGUCAGUAUUUGAUUUUGCUUAAAAGGUAUGACAUCUUGAUGUUGAAAUAAAUUGUGGUGAGAAUCUGUGACUGUGCAGUAGCAGAUCUGCCCUGUGUACAUUUGUGUAUCGACAGAUGAAUUAUUGAGGUAUAAAUUCAACAUCUUUUAAAAAAUGCUGGGUAUUAGUCAUUCACUUCUGUUAAUUGAAAACUAUCAGUGAUUUUGACAAGUAAACGAUGGAGCAGCUUGUCAUGACAUUUGUCCCCACUUCAGCAUUUAAAGCUGCGUGUCUGAGAGUAUUUGAGGUGCACGGUUAAUUUCUAAAGGAAUGCAGACAGCUCACAGACAACACACAGACAGCUGCACUGUUAGGUGAUUGGCAUGUUCAAUGUACUGUGUGUAAUACAAGUAAAUCCUUCACUUAGGCAGGUGUGUGUGUGUGUCAUAGAGAGAAAGAGAAAACACCAGGAGAUGCAGAAAGAAAGAAAGUGUGUGCAGGUGUCAUGGACGGGUUUAUUAAAUUUUGUUCUUCUGACAACAUCCCUGCAGCUGUGGGUGUGGAGAGCCUCUUGACUCGCUCUUAAAUUUACAUGUGUUGUUCUUUCUGACUCUCAGAUCAGCAGUGAACAGGCCACCAGGAGGGAAAAAAUCCGAGGCAGGCUGCAUGUGAGUGCAGACGCCUACAGUUUGUAACCCGUGUCCAAUAUUGUCACAUAUAUGAUUUUCUUCUAUUAAAGAGCCAUCUGGGUAAA